This is a messenger RNA of Chara braunii, 2947 nucleotides long. NCBI's taxonomy places the organism in Eukaryota, Viridiplantae, Streptophyta, Charophyceae, Charales, Characeae. The record is from the annotation of a GenBank genome assembly.
UUUUAUCAAGUGCUUAUUGGAAGCGGAGGAGGUGGUUGGAGCAGCAUGGCCAGCUCCAGCAGGGCAAGGGGUGCGGUUGGCGGAGAAGGAAGCAGGAGGCAGUCGGAAAGAGGAGGGGGUAGAGGGAAGGACAUUGCAAGCUCGAGCGCACCUUCGUCUGGGCUGGUUGACAAAGUCCCAACGCCGGCUACAGGCCCAUCCUUAGGCACGAGCACAAGAGCCAUUGAGCAUUUCCUAGAACUACAGAAGCCUUGCCCUUUCAGGACGGGCGAGAUAUUGCACAAGCUGGUGGCCCAAGGCGCGAAGGUGUUGCCGAAGGACAAGAAGACACAAUACAUUCUGCAAAAUUAUCGGCAGUUUCACAACAUUUCCGCGGGGGGUGCUACUGUCAAUGACGACGACAAGAGUGCGGUUGUUCCUCGCGGUUAUGAGGAGCCACAACCGCCGGUUGCUGCUGGAAGGGAGCCAGUGGAGGAGCCGGUGCAGCGGGGAAAAGAACCUGCAGCGGCACAGGCGGCGGGAGAAGAUGGUGCUUCCACCACAAGGAUGGCUUCAAUGCAACAAACGACCAUCAAGAGAUGGGUCGACAAUAUGGCCCAGAAGAAGUUGGAUGUCGCGUGGGCGGAGGCAAUGUUCAGAGCCGGAAUUGCAUUCCAAUUCCUCGAGUUUGACACCACGCAGCAGCUGCACAGCGUGUACCUCGAGGUGGCGAAUGCCAGACCGCAGGUGAAGUUGCCGUCUUCGAAGCACAUUCGGACUGUCAUGCUGGAGUUCAUUUCCAUGCGCAUUCAAAAGCAAGUGGAACCGUUGACGAAAUGUUGGGAUGUCACCAGCUGCACUUUCAUCACGGACGGGUCUAACGAUCGGAGGGAGCGGCCUGUUAUGAACUUCUUAGCGGCGGGGGAGCAAGGAGCUGUUCUGGUGGCGACGGUGUACAUGGACGGAAAGAAGAAGACGGGAGCGGCGUUGGCGAAACUGUGGGAGAAAAUAACGAGGGAGAUUUGGCUGCAUCGCAUCAACGCGAUAUGCACUGACAAUGAGGAGGUGAACAAAAGAGCAGCUCAAAUUUUGGAACGGCACACGGACCCUGCGGUUGCAAGGAUACCUUGGGUUCCCUGCGCUGCACAUUGCUGCAGCUUGCUGCUAAGGGACAUCAGCAAGUUGGACUGGGUGAAGGGCACGGUGAAGCGGGGCCACACCAUCGUCAAAUUCAUCAGGAAUCACCACACGACUAACAAUUUCAUGAUGAUCUUGGACUCAUCCUUGACGCUGUUGCGACCGACCGAGGCGAUGCGGUGGUCGAGCGCGAAGCUGCAAGCGAAAGCGGAUCUCGUGUACUUCACACUGCGGAGGGAUGCUUGGUGGACGGAGCUACGGAAGGUGGUGGAGAUGAUGGAGCCGUUGUAUCUCCUUCUGCGGAGGAUGGACAAGGACAGGACAGCACCGCCAAACCUUGUGGAGUACGACCGACUCAUGGAGAGGAUGCUGGCGGAGGUUGUGCUAACACCGAAGCAGCGAAGUUCGGUCCUGGAGAAGGCCAUCGCCAUCAAAGUGAUGGGCAUGUGGAGCACAACAACUCCGGCGGAGCGUAAUUGGUCGUCGAUGGACUUGGUGCACUCCAAGCGACGGAAUCGAUUGAAGCCCGCGACCGUGGAGAAGCUUGUGUACAUUCAUUGGAAUAUGAAUCUGUUGCGGGCGAGCAAAAACUUGAAGGACCAUCACUAYGUCGAUUUGUGGGYGGAGUUCUUCGAGUCUCUUCCGGAUGCSGAGGAGGGCGACGAUCCUCUUUUGGCGSUGSCCGAGGAGGAGAAGGGGAAAACGRAGGARGAACAGGCCCRGGAACGGGCCUUAACCAAGUUGCCAAAGGGCCGGAUUCCGAAGAACCUCGAAGAUGAUGAAGAGGAGCACACGGACGACAGCGACCUGGAGGACGAGAUAUGGAAGGGAAAGGCUCCAUGGUCGGAAUUGUGUAGCAAAGGGGAGGCAGACGACGGGUCCGACGAUGACUUUGAGCUGGGAGCGCUGCCCACAAUCCCGGGCACCACAUAUACGGACACCGACAUUGAGAUGGUGCUUCGCCCUGGUCCGAUCGACGUGGAUGAGGCGGAGGCCGAUCGUGCGAAGGCAAUGGCUGAUGCGGAUCGCGAACGGGUGCAAAGGAGAAUGAGAGAGGAGGAGCGGCAAGCAGCUGUACCGACCCGUAGAGAACUGCAAAAACAAAAGAAGAAGGUUGGAGAGCAUGAACCGGAGCCUGCGCGGGAGAUGGGGCAGCACGAGGAGGAGGAAGAGGAGGAGAUGGGGCAGCGAGACGAGGUGGAAGAGGAGGAGAUGCGCCAGCAAAACAAGGAGCAAGAACACGACAUGGCCCACCUAGCGCAGGAAGAAGAAGAGAUGGAGGAGGAAGAAGAAGAGGCUUGCAUGGAGCAGCGAGAGGAGGAGAUGGAAGAAGACGAAGGGAAGGGCACGGACCAGCAAGAAGAGGGGUCGGAGGACCAACAUGCGAAACGGGUGGGAGAGAGCGAGGAGGAGGAGCAGCAUGACGAGAUGGCGCACAGCGAGCAGCCGCAACAGCAACAGUAUGCACCGACGACCGUGUACAAGCAUCGGAAGAAAACAGCGGAGCCUGCCGGGUCGCCGGAGAAUUCCCCCGAAUUCCCAGACAACUUAGAGGGGAGCCAACACGACAACCUGUGGGUCAGCAGGGUUGGGAGGAAGAGGAAGCCCCCCCCUGUCGACGAUGUGCCGAGGCCGAAACUUCCACGUGGCAGGCCUCGGGAGAACAAGACUGCCAGCCCGGCUACGAAGCCGAAAAAAAAAAAACGGAAGUGCAUGCCUCGCACAAAGAUUGUCGACGACGACCCCGAUUCCGACAGCUGCAGCGAGCAGUUCGUCGAAGACGAGGGUUGCACUGAUGACUAAAAUUGGUGUGGGUGUGGGUGUGGGUGUG